Anopheles aquasalis is the source of this 1576-nucleotide messenger RNA. Its product is annotated as probable mitochondrial glutathione transporter SLC25A40. Gene Ontology annotation, biological process: mitochondrial transmembrane transport. Lineage: Eukaryota; Metazoa; Arthropoda; Insecta; Diptera; Culicidae. Gene Ontology annotation, cellular component: mitochondrion. The record is from RefSeq and is a predicted model, not a curated record.
GCGAGCCCAAACACGGAAUUUUAGUUAAGUCCUGGUGCGAAAAGAUAAAUCCUGGUGCAAUUUUCUCUAUCACUGGAAACCACUCUUGAAAAUGGUGCCGCUGGCAACGUGGUAAAACGUUGUACGGAUAGAGUGUCCUCCUUGGGAGGAUUUGUGAACGAUUGGCGAGUGAACAGCAACAUUAGCCGGCAGAAUGGCAAGAAGCAUGGCAGCGACCGCACCGGGCCAAGAUAUGGACGAUAGCCGCUUUCGUAUCCGGCCGUAUCAGCAAAUACUGUCCUCCUGCAGUGGGGCACUUGUGACUUCACUCUUCAUGACUCCGCUGGAUGUGGUGAAAACGAGGCUCCAGGCACAGCAGAAAUUGCUGCUCUCCAAUAAAUGCUACCUUUACUGCAACGGAUUGAUGGAUCACAUUUGCCCUUGCGGGCCAAACAUGGGCCCAUCUGCCGUAAAUAAACCAACGCUUCACUUUACCGGAACGAUCGACGCAUUUUCGAAAAUAAGUCGCUAUGAAGGAGUCGGUGCACUGUGGUCCGGCCUCGGACCGACGCUAGUGUUGGCCCUUCCAACGACAGUGAUUUACUUCGUCGCCUACGAACAAUUCCGCAUACGAUUGAAAGAGCUGUACCAAAGUAGGAAAGGAAAGGAUGCAGAACUGCCGAUCUGGUUGCCGCUAAUAGCAGGCAGCUCGGCCCGUGUCCUGGCAGUGACCAUCGUUAAUCCGCUCGAGUUGAUUCGCACCAAGAUGCAAUCGGAACGGCUCAGUUACAGGGAGGUCGGUCGUGCAUUUCGUCACUUGGUCCGAAUGCAAGGAGUGCUGGGAAUGUGGAAUGGCUUCUUCCCGACCAUUCUGCGAGACGUACCGUUCAGCGGUAUCUACUGGACGACGUACGAGACCAUCAAAAAGCGCUUCAACGUUAGUCAACCGACCUUUGCGUUCAGCUUUGCCGGCGGAGCCAUUUCUGGUGGGGUGGCCGCAUUCUGCACGGUUCCAUUUGAUGUCGUCAAAACGCAUCAACAGAUUGCGUUCGGCGAACAGUUCCUAUAUCCCCAGAAUGGCGUCAAAUCAAAGAAACUCACCGGCAACACAUUCGCCACGAUGCGAACGAUAUACCAGGUUAACGGUAUCCGUGGUCUCUUUACCGGGCUGACGCCACGCUUGGUCAAAGUGGCACCGGCUUGUGCCAUCAUGAUAGCGUCGUUCGAGUAUGGGAAAAACUUUUUCUACUCCUACAACGUCGCACGCUACCAUGAAAAGCAGUCUACCGGUGGUGGUCCGGCCGGGGGUAGCUCCUCAGUGGUUAGUAGCUCCGUUCCAUCACCGCCCUCUAUCGUUGCCUCCCAUAUUCCACGUACCAUGGCUGCAGCAGCCACUGCCGCCGAAUAAACGUAAUCACUAAGCGAUCAUCUUUUUUUUUUUGCUUCUUGCCCCACUCAGUGACGAUCAGCGUUCUCCAUGGCAGCUUAAUGGCUGCAAAUCUCACCUUUCCCGGCACUGGUUGCCUACGCGCAGUGAUCGAUAGAGAUAUUGUGCAAUAGUUGUGUACAGAAUAAAUUGUUUGUUUCAUAGUUCGAA